Molecule: messenger RNA, 768 nt
Organism: Elaeis guineensis (African oil palm)
Lineage: Eukaryota; Viridiplantae; Streptophyta; Magnoliopsida; Arecales; Arecaceae
Product: mavicyanin
Cellular component (GO): plasma membrane
Molecular function (GO): electron transfer activity
Source: RefSeq, a predicted model, not a curated record
UUCCUCUCCUCUCAAGCGUCCUACUCCCCCUUGCCAUCCCACAGCCUCUCUUUCUUUUGAACGAGUCCCAAAAUGGCUGGUUGCACUUCUAUCACCUUGGGUGCUCUCAUCCUCAUAAGUUGUGUCACUUGGGUCUCGGCCACCGUUUACACCGUCGGGGAUACAUCAGGCUGGACGUCGGGCGUCGAUUACUCUACUUGGACCAGUGGCAAAACCUUUGCGGCUGGCGAUAGCCUUGUGUUCAACUACGCCAGUGGGGCUCACACCGUGACCGAGGUGAGCUCGAGCGACUACGAUUCCUGCUCGGCAAGCAACGCCAUCACCAGUGAUAGCAACGGGCCAACAACGAUCCAACUCAAGACGCCAGGUACACACUACUACAUUUGUGCGAUACCCGGUCACUGCAGUGGAGGAAUGAAGCUCGCUGUCGCGGUCGGAGGAUCGGCCUCUGGCUCACCCACCACACCCUCCCCUCCAUCCACCUCCACCACGCCUACCCCGCCGACAAGCACCACCACCGGCACCCGCUAUUCUGGCGCAGGAGGCCUUGCACCGGCAUCGGCGAUGGCGGCGGUCACUGGGCUGGUGGUGCUACUCUUCUAGGCCCGGCCAGGGUAGAGACAGUGCUCCUACUUUGUUAUUGAGUUAUUUCUUGUAUUUUAGGUGGCUAGAUCAUUGUGUUGGGAUAAUGCUUGUGUAACAUGGUGGUUAUUGAUGUAUGAUCAUGACUUUAACUUUAUUUGAGUGUGAUAGCCUGUUAAGUUGGGA